Oryza sativa Japonica Group (Japanese rice) is the source of this 717-nucleotide messenger RNA. RefSeq lists its product as uncharacterized. Lineage: Eukaryota; Viridiplantae; Streptophyta; Magnoliopsida; Poales; Poaceae. Gene Ontology annotation, biological process: shoot system development; root development. The record is from RefSeq and is a predicted model, not a curated record.
AUGGCAUUCCACCUCAGAUCCGCGAGUGCGCCUUCCAGCCCUCGCUCUGCCAAAACCGACGUCGAAGAACAGCUGCAGAGCCUCGAGGAGAUCGUCUCCUCACCCUCUGCAACAAUUGAAACAAUGUGCAAUGGUUUCAGGAGACUUACAGAUGUGUACAGCUGCAUGGAUGAGAUGAUGUGCUUGCCCAGCUUCAGGCUUCAGCAGAGGAGAGCUGUGGAGCAAGAGCUGGAGCGGUCUCUCGCCUUGCUUGACCUCUGCAACGCCAUGCAAGAGAGCUUCUCUGAGCUCAAGGCGAGCACCCAGGAGAUGCAGUUGGCCAUCAAGAGGGGUGAUGAUGCAGCAGUUCAGUCCAAGGUUCAGGCUUACACCCGCCUGACCAAGAAGGCGCAGAAACAGUUCAAGAAGAUCAACAAGAAGUCUGCUUCAGAAGACCAGGAGGGUUGCAGGGUGGUCAAGCUGCUGGCUGAUGCCAGAGAGAUCGCUCUCUCGGUGCUUGAAUCAACUUUGCACCUCCUGUCAAAGCAGAUUGCGAUGCCAAGUCAAAGCAAGUGGUCUCUUGUCUCCAAGGCAUUCCAGAAGACAAGGGUUACAUGCCAGGAGGAGCAAUUACAGGCGUUGGAGUUGGACAUCGUUGAUCUUGAGAGCGGAGUUGAGACUUUGUUCAGGAGAUUGAUCCAGAGCAGAGUUUCUCUUUUGAAUGCUCUUAGCUUGUAG